CAUUAUUCGCAUUUUCCGCCGUUAAAAGUUUUUUCACAUUUCUGUUUUCAGUUGGAUCCACGCUGUCGUCGCGUUAAAAGCUAGGCGACUUGCAUAGAAGCGUACGAGUGCGUCGGUCAUUCAGUUGGACCAGCUAAAGAAAGCUCUAGCAGACGUGCGAACACCGCGAACGUUGCCAUACGCGCACAGUGAGUGAAGGCAAGCAGAACAGCCGCCGUGGAGCUUGUCGCGACGCGUAAAUCAUCGACGAAAUAAAGCAAAGAAAUUAAAAAUAAAAAAAAAAAACCUAAAAAUUUGAAGAUAACGUUAAGUUUCUGAAAAUGUGUUAGUGUUUCAUAAACAAAUUUUAUGUAAUUUUUAAUUAAUGAAUAAGUAUGUUUUGUAUUGCGGAAGCAAGCGCUAGCUAAGUGUUUAUUAAAUAAACUUAAGUGCCGAAACAGUGAUACACAGUGCAAUUUAAUUGCUAUACAUACAUCAUUAACAAUGGACUUCGACCAAAUAUUGGAGGAAAUCGGCGAGUUCGGUCGGUAUCAAAAGACCAAUUAUCUGCUCAUCUGUUUGCCGGUAAUGUUUGCAGCAGCGAACAGUUUAUCGUAUGUGUUUACCGCUGGAACACCGGCCUAUAGAUGCCUGAUACCACAGUGUGAUGAUCCAAUCGAGCCGCAAUUACACGCACAUUGGCUGGCCAAUGCGACACCGGGCUCGUACGAUAAACACGGGCAUUUCACACCGGAAAAUUGCUACCGUUAUAAAGCAGUCGGCGACAACAUAACCGACGUAUAUCAUAUCAGCGAAUGUCCGAAGGAAUCGUUCAAUCAAAACAUACGCGAGCGUUGCUACUCGUGGGUAUAUGACGAUGACGAGCGAACCAUUGUGCAAGAAUGGCAACUAACUUGUAAAGAAAACGUUUGGAAGCUCGCUUUUGUGGGCACUAUGCAUUUUGCGGGACUUGUAGUGGGAACAGCAAUCUCCGGAUAUCUAGCCGAUCGCUUUGGACGGAAGAACAUUUUUAUACUCUGUAGCGUCUUCAUGGCCAUCACAGGCAUUGCGCAGGGUCUCGCAUGGGACUACAAUAGCUUCUUAGUUUUCGCAUUUCUCAAUGCAGUGGGCACUUCGGGUGUAUAUCCGUUAGCCUUCAUUAUAGGCGUGGAAAUGGUGGGUCCCAGCAUGCGUGAGAUGUCCUCGAUAGUGCUGAACUACUUCUAUGCCGUUGGUGAAGCGCUGGUUGGUGCAAUCGCUUGGCUACUGCAAGACUGGCAGCUACUACAAUACGCGCUGUCAGUGCCGCCGCUCUUCUUCAUCGCCUACUAUUGGUUCGUGCCGGAGUCAGUGCGUUGGCUGAUCGCACGAAAUGAACGUGAAAAGGCGGGUGUGAUUAUAAAACGCGCUGCAGCCAUCAAUAAACGCGAACUCUCGCUGCAACUGCUGGCCAGUUUUAAGACCGAAAAUUGUGUGCCACCACCAACGCCGACGAGAGCGACGGAUGGCGGUGCGGAUACAGAGAAGUUCCGCGAAAAUGGUGUUGGAGGUAAAAAUGAAAUUUGGCGCGCAGUCUGUGAUAUAUUCAAGUCGAAAACUUUACUAAUACGUUACGCUAUAAUGCUGUACAUUUGGGCUAUAAAUGCGGUGGUUUUCUAUGGACUCUCAUUGAAUUCAACAAACCUGAGUGGCAAUAAAUAUUUGAACUUCGUUUUAGUCUGUCUAAUUGAGAUUCCCGGUUACACGCUAGCUUGGAUAUGCUUGCGAAAGUUGGGCCGACGAUGCGCUUUAUCAGGUUCACUCUUUCUUUGUGCCGCCACUUGUAUAGCGGGCGGUUAUAUAACUAAAGUACAAACCAACUUAGAGACACGUUCAACAGGCGCUAUAGUGACACUUUUCCUAAUUGGAAAGCUGGGGAUCACAUCUUCAUUUGCUGUAAUUUACACAUACACAGCCGAAAUGAUGCCAACGUUAAUACGUAGUGGUGGAGUCGGUGUAAUGUCUACUUUUGCCCGUUUUGGCGCAAUGCUCGCACCUUUUGUGCCGCUUUUGGGAACAUAUUACGAAGCAUUACCACUAUUACUGUUUGGAGCUGCAUCUUUCUCAGCAGGUCUUUUAGGGCUAUUAUUACCAGAAACAUUUCGAAAGAAACUGCCUGAUACGGUCGCUGAGGCGAAACAACUGAACAAAGACACGACUAAUAAGAAACCAGCCACUGCAGCUGUAUCGGAAGAGCAAGUCGCUGUGAGUAUCAAUGCUGAUGGAGAUGCAGCAAACAGCGGCGAUGAAAUGCAACCCAAGUAUGCAGCGCGACAAGUUGAGCCAUAAGUGUGGCUUUACAGAGUUUAUUAUAUUUUUAAGAUCAGCUUUUAUAUUAAGAAUUUAUAUGUAUAAAAUAUAGCUUUUUACCAUAUAUUUAUAAGAAGUACAUGUGUAUGUGCUAUAUACAGAUAGACAACGCCGAUCCCACGAACAGUCGCGUUUAAGUAACCGGAACACGAAUUUUUAUCUGGCCAAGGACUGUUCCUCGAAAUUACUACAGGAAUGUUUUCUGCAGCUACAACAACCACAGAGUGCUGGUGUGGUAUAUUUUGCAACACCAACUUCUGCAGCAGAAGUUAUUAUUAAAUCUGUUUUUUUUUCUUUAUAAGAUUUUUAUGAGCAGCAAAAAAGUACCUACAUAUUUACAUGGUUAUUGUAGAAAAAUUAUAUUUAUUAUAAAGCUACUUUUUCAAGUAAAGGCAAGCUAGAAUGUGAUAAGCAAUGUUUACAAGAAACAUCCAUAUAUGACUGUGAACACACGAACUUACUGCAGCAAACAUAUGUAUAAACAAUCUAUAAAAUUAAUGCAUUAAAUAAAAAUAAAUGCAAUUAUUUAAUAAAUUUA
This is a messenger RNA of Bactrocera tryoni, 2866 nucleotides long. Its product is annotated as organic cation transporter protein. The transcript is spliced from 11 exons. Bases 484 to 2307 code for a protein of 607 amino acids. Lineage: Eukaryota; Metazoa; Arthropoda; Insecta; Diptera; Tephritidae. The record is from RefSeq and is a predicted model, not a curated record. Gene Ontology annotation, cellular component: membrane. Gene Ontology annotation, molecular function: transmembrane transporter activity. Gene Ontology annotation, biological process: transmembrane transport.